CCUCUCGUCUCCACUCCUGCGCUACCUGCCAUUGGUGCUGCCGCCGCCGCCGCCGCCAUGCAAAAAGUGGCCGUGAUCACCGGUGCGAGCAGUGGAAUUGGUUCCGCGCUGUGCCACCGUCUCCUUCAAGAAGAUGCCGACCUCCACGUGUGUUUAGCCUGCAGGAACAUGGACAAGGCCAACGCCACCCGUAAUGAACUGCUGUACUACUACCCUCAUGCAGACAUCAGCCUAAUUCAAAUAGACGUUGGCAAGCUGGAUUCUGUCCUACAUGCAGCCAAAGAGAUCAAGACAAGAUUUCAGCGUUUGGAUUAUCUCUUCUUGAAUGCUGGGAUCAUGGUAAAGCCACGUGUCAGUUUGAGGGCAUUUUUACGUGGCAUCUUCUCCAGGAGUUCAAAGCAACACACAUGGGGUGCCCAGGUGGUCUCCCAUCCAAAUACUGACCAGGCCCAAACCUGUAUAGCUUCAGUGAUGGAACAUCCUCAAGUGGAACAAAAUGAAGCAAAGACCUCUUUUUCCCAGCGAAUAAUCCGGAUGUUGUCCACAGCAGAAGGGCUAAUGAGCCAGGAGGACAGGGUCACUCCAGAUGGCCUACAGGAGGUCUUUGAAACCAACUUCUUUGGACAUUUCAUACUGAUCCGGCAGCUGGAGGCUCUGCUUUGCUGUGUUGAAAAGCCCUCCAAGCUGGUCUGGACUUCUUCGGUCAAUGCCCAUAAAAAUAACUUCAGUCUCGACGAUUACCAGCACCAGCACGGCAAGGAGGCCUACAGCUCCUCUAAGUAUGCCACUGACCUCGCAAGUGUGGCUUUGAACAACCACUACAACAAGCAGGGUUUAUAUUCUAGUGUCAUCUGUCCAGGUGUUGUGAUGACCAACAUGACGUACGAAAUCUUGCACCCGCUUUUCUGGAAGUUAUUUUUACCCAUCUUGUGGCUGUUACGCCUUUUAACCCCUACAUAUACGCUGACGCCAUAUAAUGGAGCCGAAGCACAGAUUUGGCUGUUGAAGCAGAAGCCAGAGUUGCUGGACCCGCUGGCGAAAUUUCACAGCUGUACUACAUUCCUGGGCAAGAACUACGUUGAAACCCGCAAGAUGGAUGUCACUGAAGACAUGGCUAAGAAGUUUUACAAGAAAAUGUUGGAGCUGGAGAAGCAAGUUUUAAACAGCUGCCAUCAGCAUAAAAAAUAGCAAGACCAGA
This is a messenger RNA of Elgaria multicarinata webbii, 1198 nucleotides long. RefSeq names its product hydroxysteroid 17-beta dehydrogenase 7 (gene HSD17B7). Gene Ontology annotation, cellular component: endoplasmic reticulum membrane. Gene Ontology annotation, biological process: cholesterol biosynthetic process. The record is from RefSeq and is a predicted model, not a curated record. NCBI's taxonomy places the organism in Eukaryota, Metazoa, Chordata, Lepidosauria, Squamata, Anguidae. The transcript has 10 exons. Gene Ontology annotation, molecular function: 5-alpha-androstane-3-beta,17-beta-diol dehydrogenase (NADP+) activity; estradiol 17-beta-dehydrogenase [NAD(P)+] activity; 3-beta-hydroxysteroid 3-dehydrogenase (NADP+) activity. Bases 58 to 1188 code for a protein of 376 amino acids.